AUGCUCGGACAGUUCCCAACGUUCGACGACGGCAACGUUACGAUACGCCUGCAUACCGACAGCACCCUCAGACUGCAUAGCCAGAUCCUCGCACUCCAUUCCAAAUGGUUUGAAGCGAAUCUCAGCAAACGAUGGACUGGACUGCGGGAAGGUAACUCCCCCGAUGCCGCGACCAACCAAUUCGCCUACCAGCUACGAUUCGAUGAGGACUCCGCGCUCGCUAUGUACGUUCUCGAAAGCGCCUGUACAGAAGGUGAAUUCGUCGAUGGCAACGUGCAAGUCGACGAGGAGCAAAUGUCAGAGGCGGAAGUAGAGCUGUUGGUCGGGCGGCGCGCCGUCAUCAAGGCACACUACGACAUGUUCCGGCUCAUGUACCACGUCCCAGUGCACACGGUAUACAGUCUUGAGAACAGCUUCGUCGAGUUCUUCGAAAAAGACACCCUUGCGCAGCAUCAAGUCGGCAUGGCUCCCGUCGACAUGCUGGAGAUUGCGGUGACGUACAAGUCGAGCUGGAUGUUCAAGGAAGCAGCCGGUCAUCUCGUCGGCACAAGCAAUCAGUCCUGGGUAGAUGCGCAAGACCGCCUAGUCGAACUCAAGCUGGGUGAUCUGUUCGGCAAGAAGCGGAGCGAAUUCAUCUCGAAACUCCAUUCGACAGAUUCAGACCUCUUCAGAAUGUCUGUCAAGGCUUCGCAUCUCGGAGAAGAGCCCACGCACGCAUUCUUCCGGAAAUGGCUGGCGAUCAAGCUCAACACACACCAAGGCCAGCAUUUCCUAGGUGACAGGUACUCAGAGACGUACCGCAGGAUCGCGCAAGAAAAGUACGAGGGGAAUUCGGUCGAUGUCGAGUAUGCUCUGGGAAUGUACCUGCAGUCACUGUACGGCACCUGGCAUAGUAGCGGCGACAUUCGGAAGAUGUUGGGGUCUCUUCACAAAGUGGCCAGGCAUGCCAAAGGUGUUGUAGAGGGCAUCGUGCGCAGCAAGACGGAGAUUGAGGGUCGGAAGCCGGAUGGAUGCUCGGAUCUCUUCUGUGCGCUGACUUUCGUAGAGAUCAAGGAUAAGGAGCUUCCUUGGAUGCGGCUUGUUAAGGAAGGUGGACGUUGA
Saxophila tyrrhenica is the source of this 1101-nucleotide messenger RNA. RefSeq lists its product as uncharacterized. The transcript has 2 exons. The record is from RefSeq and is a predicted model, not a curated record. The coding region runs from base 1 to 1101 and encodes 366 amino acids. Lineage: Eukaryota; Fungi; Ascomycota; Dothideomycetes; Mycosphaerellales; Extremaceae.